This is a messenger RNA of Uloborus diversus, 1197 nucleotides long. Its product is annotated as glutathione S-transferase Mu 2-like. The record is from RefSeq and is a predicted model, not a curated record. Lineage: Eukaryota; Metazoa; Arthropoda; Arachnida; Araneae; Uloboridae. Gene Ontology annotation, biological process: glutathione metabolic process. Gene Ontology annotation, molecular function: glutathione transferase activity. Bases 193 to 918 code for a protein of 241 amino acids. The transcript has 7 exons.
CGCCACCGCUGACGACUGUAGAUGUCCUCCUCGUCCUUGACGGUUGACGAGCCGUUUAUGCCUCAGGGUUAACGCGGAUGUCAGAUGUCAGUCUCAUACUCCUUUCUCAUAAUCCAUUCUCUUAGAGUAGAAGUACAUUGAAUAUAAGACUGUAAUCGUCCCAGCUUGUGUAUUGUAUUUGCAAUUUCAAGGAUGUCUGGACCUACCGGAAUUACUCUAGGUUAUUGGAAUAUUCGUGGCCUUGCUCAGCCAAUACGACUGAUGUUAAAAUAUUGUAAUGUUGAAUAUGAAGAUAAGAGAUAUUGUUAUGGCCCCGCUCCUCAAUUUAGCAGAGACGAGUGGUUCAGAGAAAAGGAAACCCUUGGUUUGGACUUCCCAAAUCUUCCUUAUUUGAUUACUAAUGAAGGUGGUGAAAGUGUUAAACUAACUCAAAGUCUUGCAGUUAUAAAAUAUGUGGCUGCUAAGUAUGGUCUAAUUCCUCUUUCACCUAAACCGCAUCACCAAGCAAGAUUAGUAAUGAUUGAGCAGCAAGUUGCCGACUUCUAUUCUCACUUUACAGGAAUGUGUUAUGAUCCUGACUUUGAAAAAAAGAAGGAAAGUUAUUUAGAAAUAUUUCCUGGUCGUUUGCAAAAGUUGUCAAACUUUUUAGGCAAGAAUAAAUGGUUUGGUAUAGAAGAGGAGAAAGGUGUCGUAAAGCUCUCUUAUGUGGAUUUCAUGGCAUAUCAUUAUUUGGAAGAGCAGAGGACAUUUGAGCCACAUUGCUUGGAUAAAUUUGAGAAUUUAAAAGCUUUUAUGCAAAGAUUUGAGGAGUUGCCUCAGCUUAAGGAAUAUUUGAAGUCAGACGAAAUUGUAAAUCUUCCCUAUAAUGGGGAUAUGGCAUACUUUGGAUCUAGAAGCCACCCUGUACAGAAGCCUUAAGCCGAAACUAUAGCCAAUGGGCAGUGCUGAAGUCAUUGCUUUUAAUUGCAUUCCAGUAUAAAAUAUCUGAAGCAUUUUCACUAAGAUUUUUUUGACGUUUGUAACGUAACAUUUUUUUAGAAAUCUUACCAUGUUAAAAGUACCAUGAUAAAUUUUUCAUACCCAUAUAUUUCUUCCUACAGGUUCAAAAACUUGCUCAGCUUAUAUUUUUAUAUGUUGGUACAAAACUGUUGUACUACUUUACCAACUAUUGCAAUUUUAAUAAAAAAUUUGGUUACA